AUGUAUCUCAUGUACUACGACGACGACCAGGGCAACAGGGUGUACACUCUCAAGAAGGUGGGGCCCGACGGCACCCCCACCAAGAGCGCCCACCCGGCGCGCUUCUCCCCUGAUGACAAGUUCAGCCGCGAGCGCGUGACCCUCAAGAAGCGGUUCGGCAUCCUGCCCACCCAGCUGCCGGCGCCGGAACUUUGA
Molecule: messenger RNA, 195 nt
Organism: Monoraphidium neglectum
Lineage: Eukaryota; Viridiplantae; Chlorophyta; Chlorophyceae; Sphaeropleales; Selenastraceae
Product: H/ACA ribonucleoprotein complex subunit 3
Exons: 2
Coding region: 1-195 (64 amino acids)
Biological process (GO): rRNA pseudouridine synthesis; snRNA pseudouridine synthesis; ribosome biogenesis
Cellular component (GO): box H/ACA snoRNP complex; box H/ACA telomerase RNP complex
Molecular function (GO): box H/ACA snoRNA binding; telomerase RNA binding
Source: RefSeq, a predicted model, not a curated record